AUGGACACAUUUUUUACUACAGCAUUGAAAGUAUCAAAUAAUAGCCUAGCAACAGGUAAAGUUCAUGAUAAAACAAUACCUGAACAACCCUCACCAACAGAUGCAUGUAAUUAUUCAUUAGUGGCGUUACUUACAAUGAAAGAAAGCCCUCCUGCACACAAUUAUUAUCAUCAUUCAUUAGGAAACUAUCAAAUAUCUUCAUCGCAUGAUAAUUUCAUACAUAUCAGUCCAUCAAAAAACCAAACAUUUGAUAAACCAAAAUAUAUCAUACAAAGAGUACCUGGUAAAUUAGAUGGUUUUAAUUAUAAUAUUGCUUUUGAACUAGACGAAUCACUAGCAAGAUUUUCUCCACCACAGACAUCAAUUAUAAUAAAUACUGAUUUUAGUGAUAUGGGACACGUUGGCAUUCCUCAUAUACUCCAUCUUAUUGGACAAGAUUAUCUUAAUACUGCUCAAUCCUAUGUAUCCUGUAUGAGCAUUAAAAACAAUUAUGAAGAUAAUCAACUUUUAACUGAUAUCGAAUCAACAACUAUAGACAUUGUCUAA
This is a messenger RNA of Rotaria sp. Silwood1, 546 nucleotides long. NCBI's taxonomy places the organism in Eukaryota, Metazoa, Rotifera, Eurotatoria, Philodinida, Philodinidae. The record is from the annotation of a GenBank genome assembly.